AUGCACAGCAUACAGUACUUCAGUAACGAUUUGAAUUACGCGGUUAUCGCUAUCAGCAAGCAUCGAUGUUAUACGCAGCCAAUACAUCACCAAAGUGACCGAAGGUUUGCUAUGCGGUCUGGCGGGCUGCUAGACGUACGUAUCCUGUAUUAUAUGGGAAUAUGGGUGACGCAUGACGGUUCGGAUGUCGUAUGUCGUUACUUUCUACUUGCUGUUAAAAGUCUCGACUUCAUGGAGGGGAAAAGAAGUAAGAUUUGGCAGUUUUUUAGCAAAGAAACAGAAAAUAAGGCGAAGUGUGAUAUAUGCCAAUGUUCGUAUUCGAUCAAAGGGGGUUCAACAACAAACUUAAAAAAACAUUUAAUGACAAAACAUCGACCGUCCUAUGAUAGCGUAUUCUCGUUAAAACCUUCAACAUGUAUAUCUAACCAGCCUAGUCAACAACCUGUUAAUUUACCAGAAUGUUCGCAAUUUCAAGCUUCUUCAAAUGAACCUAAAAGAAAGAAAGAAGCUCAGCAAACCGACAUCGCAUUAUUUACUAGAAAACCUCUAAGUGCAGCACGAGAGAAAAAAAUUAAUCAUUUGAUUUUGAAAUUAAUAAUUAAGGAUCUGCAACCUUUCUCUAUAGUGGAAGAUUCAGGUUUUAUUGAGUUAAUCAAUUAUCUUGAACCAAAUUAUCCAAUUCCUUCGCGAUAUAUGCUUAGUAGUGGUUUGCUGGAUGCGCAAUUCACGUUGGUGAAAGAAAAAUUAAAAGACGAGUUGAAACGUGCAUCACAUAUAUGUUUAACGACAGACGGAUGGACGUCUCGUGCUACAACUUCUUAUCAGGCAGUAACAGCACAUUACAUUUUAGGAGAUAUUUGGGAAAUGCGUUCCGCCCUCUUGGGUUGUUUCGAAUGUCAAGAGCGACAUACGGCCGAUUAUAUAAAACAGGAGUUGAUACAUCUUGUGACUGAUUGGGAGAUCAAUGACAAAAUAUUUGUUUGCGUAACAGACAAUGCAUCAAAUAUGAAGGCUGCUAUUCGGCUGACAGGGUGGGAACAUUUUCCAUGUGUUGCCCACACUUACAACCUAAUAGUUCAGGCAAGCCUUCAGACAAUACAAGAACCUAUUAAAAAAGUAAAAUGCAUUGUUGAAUAUUUUCAUAGGAGCUCUAUUGCCACAAAAAAGCUAUAUGCAGUGCAAGAACAAUUAAAACCUGGACAAAAACCCCUGAAACUUAUAAUGGACGUUAUAACUCGUUGGAAUAGCACGUUAGAUAUGUUAGAAAGAGUUGCAAAUCUACAAGAGCCUAUAGAAGCUGCAAUAGGUUUGUUGCAUAAUCCAGUUGAAAACCUAUCAGAAAACGAAUGGCGAAUUCUUCCAGAAGUUGUAAAAAUAUUAAAACCAUUCAAACAACUUACUGAGGAAUUUUCGUCUGAAAACGAAGUGACUAUUUCAAAAAUUUUGGCAGGAAAUUCCAGCGUCUUACGAAUACUCAAUAACUUGAAUAACACCCUGACAUGUGAUUUGUCCAAACAAUUAGUCUCUAAACUGAAAGCCGAAUUUAAUAUCAGGUUCAAAAAUAGCUCGCGACACCAAGUUCUAUCAAAAUCUGCGAUUUUGGACCCUAGGUUUAAGAGACAAGCUUUUGCUGACGAUUCAUGCUAUGAGUAUGCAAAAAAUUCUGUGAGAGAAGAAUUGGAAAGGAUGAUGGCAAAACCAUCGUUUGUGAAUGAAUCCGAAAGCGAAGAUACAGAUUCUCCUAUGUUUGACGAGCAACAAGACUCUAUUUGGCUAGAGUUUGAUAGAAGAACAACAACCAUGAGUACUACAGCAUCAAAGACAUCUGCCAGUAUAAUUACCUUUAGGCAGUAUAUGGAAGAGAAGCUUUUAUUUAGAAAAGAAAAUCCACUUAAAUGGUGGCACGCGCGAACACUUUUAUAUCCAGAAUUGUCUAAUUUAGCACAAAAAUACUUAUGUGUGAUGGCUACAUCGGUGCCAUCGGAAAGAAUUUUUUCCAAGUCGGGGCAAAUAUUAUCAUAA
Molecule: messenger RNA, 2022 nt
Organism: Acanthoscelides obtectus
Lineage: Eukaryota; Metazoa; Arthropoda; Insecta; Coleoptera; Chrysomelidae
Source: the annotation of a GenBank genome assembly